Molecule: messenger RNA, 3215 nt
Organism: Candoia aspera
Lineage: Eukaryota; Metazoa; Chordata; Lepidosauria; Squamata; Candoiidae
Exons: 14
Coding region: 346-2073 (575 amino acids)
Biological process (GO): nucleus-vacuole junction assembly
Molecular function (GO): protein-membrane adaptor activity; protein binding
Source: RefSeq, a predicted model, not a curated record
GUUGCUAGCCUUCUAAAACUGUUGUGCUUACUUUUAACAACCUUUGUUUGAUACAGGACAAAGGUUGAUUCUGAAUGCUUCGUUUUUGUUUAAUUAUUCAUUGGUUUCAUAUCUAAAAGAGAGAAAAGGGAUUAAUUCAGAGUCUUUAGAUACGGAGUUGAUUUUCUGCUGAACUCAGGAAACAAUUUGAACGUUUUAAUAAUUCAUCUAGAUAAUCAUAUCUGGCAUUAUCUAGAUCAAAAUUUUCCAGUAGAAGGAAUAUAUGAGCAAGAAAGCAAACAGUGGAAGUAUAAACACUCCCUCCCUGUUUGCUCUCUGGUUUUCUGUUGGAUCAGGAAAAUAAGAAUGGGUCAGCUGUGUACCAAGUGUGUCCAGUUGCUUUAUGACUUUGCUCUCUCAGUAAAAACACUGUUGUCUGGUCUAUUGUUCGACAUUAGGAAAUGUUUGGCUCAGAUCGCUGACUGCCCUUGUCUAAAGCGAAAAAAUGUUGAAAUGAGGCAGCUCUACAAACCUGUUCUUUGUCCCCAUGAAGAGGAAACGGCCCAAGAGUUUCUGCAACACAUUGAAAGAGGCUUUGAAAUGUCAUUACUUGGCAAGAUCUCCUUAGAGGCCCUGAAGACCUUGGCGUUUUCGGAUAACCCCAGCUUGCAAAUGCUUGCUGCUCUCUACUAUCUACACAUAAGUCAAGACUUAAACAUCCAACUGUCCCUAGAGCAUUUGGAAACAUAUUAUGCUUUGCUGAAGUCUAAUGAUUUGGAGGUUCAGCAGAUUUCAUCUUUAUCCCUGCUCAGUUUUUUAUUAGAAGGAAAUGUAACCAAGGAGCAUGUCAUAGAAAUGGAUUUACUUGAGCCAAUCCUAGAGCUGCUCGAAUCAGAUGACAUCACUGCCCAGGGUCAUUCCUGUGCCUGCUUAAUGAUGCUGGCUGACUCAGAGGCCUGUCGGAAUGCAAUUGCAGCAGCCGGAGGAACUAUACCAUUACUUUCCCUUUCUAAAUCUCAUGACAUCAGGGUUCAACAAAAUGCGGUUCGAGCUGUUUUCAACCUCACACAAUCAGAAUGGAUCCAAAAGGUUUUGGUUCGCCAAAGCGCUCUCCCGGUUCUCACCCUUUUGUUAGAGUCUCCUGACACAGAAGUACAGUACUAUAGCUGUGCUGCUCUCAGCAAUGUGGCUACAAAUUCACAGCACCACAAAGCCAUGCUUCAUGAUGGUGACAGGUUUCUUCUACAGACUCUCCUUUCUCUCUUGUCUUCAAGUGUGGACAAGAUUUCAAACCAGGCUUGUAUUUGUCUCAGGAAUUUAGCCACAAGUGAGAGUGUUCAGACCAGUCUUGUUGCUAUGCAUAUCCAGUCCCACCUUCUUCCUCUCUUGACAUUUAGCAAUAAAGAGAUUCAGCAGAAUUCAGUAAUUCUCCUCCAGAUAUUAUCCCAGCACCCAGGCAACCAGGAUGGCCUGAUGUCUGAUGAGAUGCUGCAAACUCUGGGGGAACUGUUGCUUACCUGGAAAACAGACCCAGUAAUUGUUGGUCAUAUUGCUUGCCUCAUCAAAAAUCUCAGCCUUUCUAAAAACAUACAGAAGAUCCUAGAAAGUCCAUGCAUCAAAGGCCUUCUUCAAGCUAUCCAUAGUGUCCACUUACUAGAAGAGGACCCUCUUUUCUGUGUGAUAUCUUGUCUUGCUGAGCUGGUGAAGCAUGAAGGAGCCACAGUGCAUAUCCUAGCACUUAUGGAUGAGCCAUUGAUAAAUCAUCUAGUGAAACUGGCUGACCAGGUGGAACAACCCGAGCUUUCAUUCCAAGCUGCCUUUAUGAUCAAAAACAUCAUACGGCAUGAAGAGGUAGUGUCUCUGUUAAAAGCUCACACGAACCAAGUUCAGCAAUAUCUGAUGAAGUAUCUUAUCCACCAAGAGAUUCGUUUUCAGCAUUUGGGCAUAACCACUCUCUGCGCAUUACAGAAAGAUCCAGAGUUUUUGGCAGUAUUCAGUAACAGCGAGCUGAAGAAGCACCUUGAUGAAAUCUGUCAACAAACUGAAAUUAUGCAAAAGCUUCUCAGUAUUGCUAUUGGACAUAUGGAGGCAUGAGACGCACUUCCAUCCUGCGUAUCAUUAGUCAGCAUGGAGAUCAUUGGCCCCUGAAUAGGCAACUGUGCUAAGAUAUUGGUAUCUCAGGUUUAAUGGAACAGCCUUGGGAAAUCCACAACAGCUACAUACAUAAAAUUGAUGUCCAUUAUUUGGGUAGAAAUUAAAGGAUGCAGUCAGUCAGGAACAUUUCACCCAUCGUGAGGCAUAUAAACAGAAUCCAUUGAAAAUGAUUGUGAUUAUAUCAAAGGUCUGCCACUGUUUUAUUUAGGAUGGCUGAUUCACAUAUAACUGUUCAUUAUUUUGAUGCAUGCAUGGACCAGUCUUAAAGAUAGUUCUACCAUACAGAUGCAAGACAGAUGGACCAAUCUGAAGAUAGUUCUGUUGUACAGAUGGUGCAAUUUUGCACCAUCCUCGCUGAGACAUUUGUGAUAUGCAGAUCUCUACAGAUGCAGAUAAUCAGUCUUGUCCUAGAAUAAACUUUGGCACUAUUCCGCUUAUUUUAAUAAAUUGAAAUUUGAUUAACAGCUUUGAAAUGGAAAAAUCUCUGCUAGCAAAUAAUUAAUAUGUGCCGAUUUCCAAGAGAAAUUUGUAAAGUUUUUAUUAAAAUGGGCAUUUCUAGAAAAAAAUAUUUAUGUAAAAUGUUUGUGUUGUUGUAACUGAUUAUGAUAUAAUGCUACUUGCUAUAUGUUUGUAUGUAGGCAUGAAUGAUUAAUCACAUCCCAUCAGUUGAUAUGGCUUCAGGGAAGGGACCUGGAGCAUUCCCAUUGCAUUAGAGCAUGUGGAACAGUCAGAAAUAAUUGGAGACAUGUUGCUCCAUAAAUGACAAGUGUUGGAUCCAAAGUUCCUACGUAUCUGUGCAUAUCUGUGUAAAAUACUUUGUAAGUAGAAAGACCUCCUGGAUGAUAAGGGUCUGUCCACCAAAGAAGACAUACAGUACCUUACUGCACAAAGAAACAUAUUCUGAGCCUAUCUCUAUGCAUACAGUAUGUGAAGUGCAUAUGCUCAGAAACUCUUUAUUUUGUACACAUGCCUGAAUUAAACUGAUUAUCAUUUCCUACUGAAAAAAUAGACAGCUGAAUAACUGCCUUACAUACAAGACUACUGUUUUCUUUGUGCUGCUAAUACCAAAAGUCUGAAAGCCA